AUGGCUACUUUUGAUCAAGCAAACUCGUCAACUUCUGCUUUACGUAAGCGGAAGACGUUGAAGAAAUCCAUCAAUUUCUCCAUUAUGAUUGUGGGAGAAAGUGGAAUGGGUAGAUCAACGUUAAUCAAUACGUUGUGUGGAGGCACCUCCAGCAUAGUACCAACUUCCUCAACCAUAAACCAAGACCCAUUCACCAAGAAACUUAGUUUACGUCACGAAAACGUUGAAUUAGAAGAUAAUGAAGGACACAAGAUUUCCUUGAAUAUAAUUGAUACUCCAAAUUUUGCCAAUAGUAUCAAUUGUUCAGAAGAUUUUAAAAUUAUCGUCGAUUUCAUAAGACACCAAUUUGAUGAGGUGUUAUUAGAAGAAUCUAGAGUUAGAAGAAAUCCUAGAUUUAAAGAUGGAAGAAUUCAUGUGUUGAUUUAUAUGAUUAAUCCUACCAGUCACGGGUUAUCUGCCAUUGACAAGAAGUUGUUACUUUCCGUCAACCACUUGGUUAACAUUAUACCUGUUAUUGCCAAGGCAGAUUCUUUAACUCCAGCUGAACUCCAAUUAAACAAACAAUUGAUAUUGGAAGAUUUGAAUCAAUAUGGAAUCAACUUUUACAAAUUUAAUGAAUAUGAAUAUGAACAAGAUUAUAUUGAUGAAGAAAUAAUUGAGUAUAACAAAUAUUUGAAUAGUCUCACUCCAUUUGCAAUUAUUGGAGCCAAUGAAAUCAAGGAAGAUCAAGGUGAACAAUUGAAAUUCAGACUAUUGGGCAAAAACAUGGUUCCAAUCAAUGUUGAAAACCCUGAUUUGAACGAUUUUACAAUUUUGAAAAAUGUCUUGUUAAUUACUCAUUUAAACGAGUUUAAGGAUUUAACCCAUGAUGUAAUUUAUGAAAAUUAUAGAACCGAAGCAUUAUCCGGUAAACAAUUCCAGUAUGCUGAAGAGGAAGAAGCAUCAUCUCCAAUUCCUGACCCUGAUAUUGAUACCAGUAUUACUCCCGAAGCUCCUAAUUACUUACUUAAAGAAGAACAAAUUAAGUUAGAAGAAGAAAGAUUAAAGAAGUUUGAAGAAAGAGUUCAUCAAGACUUGAUUAACAAACGUAAAGAAUUAUUAGAAAAAGAAAUGGAAUUAAAGGAAAUUGAAAAGAGAUUAAAGGCUGAAGGUGUUACAUUAGAUAGUUAG
This is a messenger RNA of Spathaspora passalidarum NRRL Y-27907, 1170 nucleotides long. It is a transcript of the gene CDC11, whose product is annotated as septin. Gene Ontology annotation, biological process: protein localization to bud neck; division septum assembly; cellular bud neck septin ring organization. Gene Ontology annotation, cellular component: cell division site; septin complex; microtubule cytoskeleton. The transcript has a single exon. The record is from RefSeq and is a predicted model, not a curated record. Bases 1 to 1170 code for a protein of 389 amino acids. Lineage: Eukaryota; Fungi; Ascomycota; Pichiomycetes; Serinales; Debaryomycetaceae. Gene Ontology annotation, molecular function: GTP binding; molecular adaptor activity; GTPase activity.